This is a messenger RNA of Drosophila eugracilis, 1363 nucleotides long. RefSeq names its product mediator of RNA polymerase II transcription subunit 15 (gene Cpr47Ee). The record is from RefSeq and is a predicted model, not a curated record. The transcript is spliced from 2 exons. NCBI's taxonomy places the organism in Eukaryota, Metazoa, Arthropoda, Insecta, Diptera, Drosophilidae. Gene Ontology annotation, cellular component: chitin-based extracellular matrix. Gene Ontology annotation, molecular function: structural constituent of chitin-based larval cuticle. Bases 183 to 1274 code for a protein of 363 amino acids.
UCAGUAACUUCUCUAGUGGCAGCAACGGAUUUGCUUCGGUUCGCGAUUGAAUCUCUGAAAAGAAAAGAAUUGGCAGUGUUUCCCAGCUCUAUAAGUGAGACGUCGUCGGGUUUAUCGAGCGUGUAAUUUGUGCUCCGUUCGCGAGAUUUAUGAUCGACGGCACCCGCCCAGUGACAGCCUAAAUGUCUGGACCCCGUACCCCUCGAUUCCGGCAUCUCCGCUGGGUUGCCUGUCUACUAGCCACCCUCUGGUUCUCCGUCAGCCAGGCUCAAUUGCCGGGAACUGGAUUCCAAGGACAACGGCCGCAGGUUCCUCCCUUACAACCGUUGCAACAGCAAGCCAAUCCCUUCCAGCGCCGCCAACCCAAUCCCGUUCAGGGUCAAGGACUAUUCCCGGGACAGCGAAAUCCCUUGAACCCACUGGCUCCUCCGCUAACUGGGGCUGCCCUCCAGAAUCCCUAUACCCGCUAUAAUCAGUACCAACAGCAGAACUACGUACCCAUCACUGCCUACCAAAACGAACUCAAUCUGGAUGGUAGCUUCUCCUACGGAUAUUCAUCGGCCGAUGGAACCACAGCCCAGGCUCAGGGUUAUGUUAAGAACUUGGGAUACGGCGAGGGUGUCGAGGCACAGGUGAUUCAGGGCUCCUACUCGUACACCUCACCAGAGGGCACUUCCAUAACAGUGCGCUACAUAGCCGACGAGAACGGAUUCCGUGCGGAGGGUACGGGGAUACCAGCUUCACCGCAAUAUUUCACGGGUGCUCAACCUUACCAACAGGGCUUACUCAAUCCCAAUUUAAAUCCAUAUCAGACACCCUUCCGUCAACUGCCGCCACCCCUGCCCAAUGCCCCCUUUCGUCCUCAGAUUCCCGGACAACAGCCGUUGACUCCGCUGCAACAGCAGCAGCAACAACAACAGCAACGCAAUUUCCAGCAACAGCAACAGCAACCAAACUCCGGGCAAUAUCAGCCAAAUCAGCCUUUUAAUCAACUGCAUUCCGGUAAUUUACCCGGCCAAUAUGCCGGACAAUUUGGCCAGCAAUCUUUUGGUAGUAAUCUAACAGCGCAAAAGGCACAACAGCAACAGAAUCUCAACCAGCAACAGCAGCAGCAACAGCAACAACAGCAGCAGCAACAACAGAAAGAGCAACAAAAUGAGCAGCAGCAACAGGCCCUGAUCACCCAGCAAUUGAGGGGCAGACCCAAUAACCUCGUUGAUCCCUAUGGCUAUAACCAGUAUGGCAGACGUUUCAAGAAGUCCCCAAAGAAAUAAUGGAUAAAACUAAUGUAAUUGAAACGAUUAGUUAGUCUUAACAUGUAGUCGCAACUCAAGGCAUGAAAUACAUGCACCUGAAAAGUCAA